CGCCGACCUUCCUCCGUGGCGGACGGGGAUGCCUCCCCCUCCAGCGGCUGGCCACCCUCCCGCCGCGCCUCGCUGAGGCCGCGGACCGCCGGCCCGUCGGGGAGCACCGCGGCUGCCGGCGAAGAAAGUGAAACUACCUGUCGGCGGCGGAAGCCCCAUGGGACUGGCACAGCCCGGCCGUCCCGCAGCCGCCGCUGACAGCGACGCGCCCCCCCCUGACAGGCGGGCGGGGGGCCGUGUCCCGCCCGGCCGCCGCGGCUCCUCUCGCCCACCUGCGCGUUGCCCCGCGGGCCGCAGGCACCAUGGGCGAGGCGGUGCCGCCACCAUGACCGCGGAGCCGCCGGCGCAGCUCCCUGCCACCCCCCCCCGCGGACCAUGUUCCAUGCCUUUUUUAGAUCUAUCCUUCGGGUUCUGCCACUGCUUCUUGUUCUGUCUCCAGUGAAUUCAUCUAGUUGUGCAAUGGGAAAUAGAACAACUGAAAUCCGUGUGAAGUAUGAGAAUAUACUAAGCCACGACAUCCAUGAGCUGGUAAAUAUGUCUGCAGAGUAUCGUGACAGGUGCUGCAAGAAUAAAAAACAUGAAAAUAGCAAAGUGUUUUUCUGCAAUGAUACUCAGGAAAUAGAAGCACUACAGAGCAUGGCAUGCAACAUGCUCAGAUUCUUUCAUAAGCAAAAAAUCAGCAAAGACUUUAGAUGGAGAGCAGCAUUAGUUUCAUGUGGGACAUUACAAGUUCUACAGUGCAAAUGUGAAAGACACAAAAAAGAAAAGGUUUGCACACAGGUAAAUAUGCAUAAUAAUGAUGAUACAGAGACAGAUGAACAGUGCAAAAAGAAAUGUAACCAAGAAUUAUGUGAACUGAAGGAAAACAUAUCUAGCCUUCGAUCCUGCUGGAAUAAAUUUGAAAAAAUAAUUUCCAGAUGAUUCCAGGUAGAUCUUGGUCUUUUCUUCCAAAGUGGCAUUACUUGGUGUCUUUGCAUUUUAUAUGCAUUCCUUGAGUAACUCUGCUCGCUUAUAUGAACACCCUAUGCCAGAAUUCUGAUGGAAAGCUACUGUACCUUGUUCCUGGAGAAGGAAUGAACAGAAAUGGCUAAACCAAGCUGCUGAAGCCCUAGAAGUGGAAAUAAAAGACCAGCAUUUAGAACAAAGAACUUGGCAGAAGGCUGGAUCCCACCUUCAAAAGCUCCUCUGAAUUUUCUGAUCUUUUGAGUCAGUUUAUAAUACUGUUGUAUGAAAGCAAUAUACUCAAGUGUCUACUGCAAUUUAUAAAACCAUCUUAGAAGCUUCAGGUGAAGGAAACGAUAUGGAAAGGUAGCUGUUUUCUUACUAUCUACAUAAAACACAUCAAGGACCAAAAAGAGCAAUUUGCCAAACAAGCAGCUGAUCUGGGAUCUGUUCUGCCGAUGCAGUAGUGUUUUCAGUGUGGGUAUCUAAUAGGUCUGCAAACUGAUUUAAGUUUGGAAAAAUAAGCAAAAGGUUAACUUUAUGAAAAACUUAGGAAGAGUACUGAUUUUUGAGAGCUGUAGCAGACUUCUACUGGCUGUGAGUAGAGGCAAGACAGCGAGAUCUGUAGAAGGUGAAAAAGGAGAUUCCUGAACGUAAGUUUGUUCAGCUGACUGGAAACACCACUAUUCUUGUGUAUUUGGUUAUCCUAGAGUUAGCUGCAGGAGGAGCUAGAAUGUCUGACCUUCAGAUUGUGAUUUCUUGUAGGCAAUUAUUUUAUAUAAUGUGUUCAACAUGUUAGACAUACAUGACUUAAAAUGUGUGAAUAUUGUCAGAGAAUAAUAUAUUGGCAUUUAACUAAUGAAGUGUUCAUAUUUAAUUUUGGAUGAAUAGAAGUAUUUUUAUAGUUGUUUAUAACUUUUUUGCAGUUUCUUAUUUUGAUAUUAUAACUCCUUUGGUAAUAAAAUAUUUUCUUCUA
Molecule: messenger RNA, 1918 nt
Organism: Pezoporus flaviventris
Lineage: Eukaryota; Metazoa; Chordata; Aves; Psittaciformes; Psittacidae
Gene: IL7
Product: interleukin 7
Exons: 5
Coding region: 376-921 (181 amino acids)
Biological process (GO): immune response
Cellular component (GO): extracellular region
Molecular function (GO): growth factor activity; interleukin-7 receptor binding
Source: RefSeq, a predicted model, not a curated record